Symbiodinium sp. CCMP2456 is the source of this 1149-nucleotide messenger RNA. Lineage: Eukaryota; Dinophyceae; Suessiales; Symbiodiniaceae. The record is from the annotation of a GenBank genome assembly.
AUGGACGAGGACCUGUCCGAGUCGAGCUCUCGUGGCUCCUCAAGGUCCUCGAAGCUGGUCGGGCAGUACAUUGCCACCGAGCUCCUUGCACGGUCUGCAGUCCCAAGCGAGCCCUCCACUGCCAGGUCGGUGGUCGCCUCUGAGGCCAGAGGAAGUCUCAGAGAAGAAAUGGAAAACGGCUUAGACGCCUCGCACACGGAGCCGGAGGCCAGAGAAGGCAUCAGAGAAGAAGCGGCUCAGAACGGCUUAUUAGACGCCUCGCACACGGCGGAGCCGGAGGCCAGAGAAAGCAGCAGAGAGGACAAGGCUGAGAACGGCUUGGACGUCCUGCCCACGGCGGAGCCGGAGGGAGCGGCGGAGCCGCAGGCUGCCAGAGAAAGCAUCAGAGAGGACAAGGUCGAGAACGGCUUAGAUGUCCCGCACACGGCGGAGCCGGAGGCUGGAGAAGACGUCAGAGAAGAAACGACCCCAAACCGCUUCGAUGCCUUACUUGCGGAGCUGCAGGAGGAGCAAGAAGACGAACAUGAUUCUGCCGCGGACGAGCUUGCAGAGCAAGCUACUUUCACAAUCUGCGUGACAGAUUCAGUGACUCGGAAGAGCAUUGUCUUGCUCGAACCGCCUGUGUUCGACAUGCCGGUGGCGGCAGCUGAGGCCCCGGUGCCAUCUUCUGACCCACCUUCCGAGGCAACUGUCGCGCCAGAGCAAUGCCCCAAGACGAAAGACGAGCUGCAUCAAGAGAUGGACGUGCUAGCGGCCUCACUGACGGCGGGUCUUGAGAUCCCCGCAAAGGACGGCGAUGUCGCAACAGAGGUGGCCACACUGGCUCCGGAGCAGGAGGAGAUGCAGGAAAUGCAGGCGCUCGUUGCCACCGAGCCUUCGCCUCCUGCAGAGGAGGCUGAGCGUAGCGCGGGGAAGGCGCUGACUCCAAGAGCAUCCAUGACGCAGGAUACCCCUCGGAGCGGAGCUUCAGGUCACACGUCUGCCGGGACUUCGGAAUUGGACCUGGCCACGGAGCUGGUGCAUGCCGCCUGCCAAGCUCACGACACGCCGCAAGAAGCCAUAUCUGUGGUGGUGUCCCAGGCGCUUGUACUUCUGGUUGCAAGUACUGCAACUGCUGCUGCUGCUGCUGAGAAAACAGUCGACUGUUAA